Molecule: messenger RNA, 858 nt
Organism: Eruca vesicaria subsp. sativa (arugula)
Lineage: Eukaryota; Viridiplantae; Streptophyta; Magnoliopsida; Brassicales; Brassicaceae
Source: the annotation of a GenBank genome assembly
AUGAGCCACACGGUGGAUGAUCAAAACAUGGCUUUUAUCUCUCAUCUGUACCCUGAUGUAUACACUCAGAUAGUACCGCAAGGAGAAGUGAAGCCACCGAAGCGAAGGAGGAAGAAGAGCAAGAGAGCGGUGGCUGCCGGAGAUGGAAGCAACUGCUUGUUUAGGAAGAGAAAGCUUACUGAUGAGCAAAUGAACAUGUUGGAGGUGAGUUUUGGUGAUGAGCACAAGCUUGAGUCGAUGAGGAAAGAUAAACUUGCGGCGGAGUUAGGGCUUGAUCCUCGUCAAGUUGCCGUUUGGUUUCAGAAUCGUCGUGCACGGUGGAAGAACAAAAGGCUCGAGGAAGAGUACAACAAACUCAAAAACUCACAUGAUAACGUCGUUGUCGACAAGUGCCGACUUGAGUCAGAGGUUCUUCAGCUCAAGGAACAACUCUAUGAUGCAGAGAGAGAGAUCCAAAGACUGGCAGAAAGAGUAGAAGGAGGCUCUAGUAGCAACAGUCCAGUUUCUUCUUCAGUCUCCGUUGAACACAAUGAAACGCCGUUUUUUGGAGACUAUAAAGUUGAAGAGGACGGUGACGACUACGAUAACAUGGUUUAUCCGGUGCCGGAAAACACCUACAUGGAUGGAGCGGAAUGGAUUAAUUACCAGCUUAAUAUAAUCUUUUAAUUUUAUCAGUGAAAGUCGCGAAUUAGGGAAUAAUAUUUUAAGUGAAUCAAUUAAUAGACUAUAUAGUUGCUGAAUUUCUUAUUUACAAAUAAAUAUAACGCCGAUAUAUUUCAUGCUUGUGUAAUUUGGCAGUCUUGUAUGCAUGUAAGCAACAUUUGCUCAUGUAGUUAUAUUGAGCCACUUUCUCUGGCA